Molecule: messenger RNA, 1425 nt
Organism: Dujonia railenensis
Lineage: Eukaryota; Fungi; Ascomycota; Pichiomycetes; Serinales; Debaryomycetaceae
Source: the annotation of a GenBank genome assembly
AUGUCAAAUUACAGUGGAUAUAGGCCCAACUCUGGUACUGGCGGGGCUAAUGGAGCUCGUACACUGCGGCCGUAUAAUAAGUAUAGCGGAGGUGGUCGCACUGCUGGUGCUGGAUACUCUGGCAGUGCGUAUGGAUCAUCAACGAAUAACUAUAAGAAUAAUUACAGGGGAGGUGGAUACAGUGAAUACGACAACACUUACAAUAAAAGCCAAAGCACAAGUGACUACAGUACAAACAAACCAUAUUUCAAGAACAAAUUCUCGACUCCAGCUGGUAGAACUCAAUCAUCUUCGCCCCCUUACCAGGAUAGUUUCCAGAUAUGGAUGGGAGAUUUAGAUCCAAGUUGGGGCGACCAGGAUAUCAUAGAUAUUUGGAAGUCCAUGGGUGAAUUACCUACUGCGGUAAAAAUAUUGAAAACAGAUCCCUACAAACCUGCGUACUGCUUUGUCUCGUUUGGCAACCAUCAGAGCGUCAGCUCUGCAAUUCAAAAGAAUGGAAUGCAGAUCCCAGGAUCGGCAAAGAUAUUCAAGUUGAAUUGGGCAAGCGGUGGACAAGCACCUGGAAACACCGGAGGAGCGAACAAUGGUACCGCUGGCAAUAAUGCAUACCAAAGAGGAGGCGGUGGCCCUGGAUCUUCUUCAAAUAAUUACAAUGACCAACUUUCUGUAUUUGUGGGUGACUUACCACUAGACUUGAAUGAGUCGGUGUUGUACGAGGCAUUCAAUACGAAAUUCCCGAACCAAGUCAAACAAGUCAAGAUAAUGUUGGAUAUGGCUACUAAAACAUCCAAGGGAUUUGGGUUCAUCAAAUUUGCUACGCUACCAGUGCAACAAAGAGCAAUCAAAGAAAUGAACGGAUUCAUAGUUAAGGGACGUCCUAUAAAAGUUGGCCCUGCUUCGAGAGAUGCAGCAGCAGCAUCUUCCAGUUCACUGUCAAAAACUAGUGCAGCGGAAAGAGGUCUUUCUUCAGGCUCGGUAGACAACGACUCAAAGUUUCAAUUGCCUCAAGUGCAGCCUCCCCUCUCCCAGUUCACCGACCCUAACAAUACAGGAAUCUACAUAAAGGGAUUAUCGGGCACACUUACAGAAAAAGACUUGCGUGAGUUAUUUACUUCGUUCGGAUACAUAAUAAACUGUACUAUAUCAUCUAAUGGCCAGGUGGGCCACAUAAAAUAUCUUCAAAGAGCAGCAGCAGAAGCCGCCAUGUUGGCAUUAGGUGGAACAGAAAUAGCAGGAAACAGACUACUUAUUAACUGGGAUAAAAUCAACCUGAAAUCUACACCAACUCCACUCCUAUAUGGCGAGUUAAAUACCCAAAAAUGGAAAGAAGCCGAAGAGGUGACAGAGCCAUCACCAAUAAAGAAGGUCAAUGAAGAGUAUAUUAGUAAAAAGUACCAGAAAUAUGAUUUAUUGUUCGAUUUAUGA